Messenger RNA from Nicrophorus vespilloides, 1567 nucleotides. RefSeq names its product cytokine receptor-like factor 3. NCBI's taxonomy places the organism in Eukaryota, Metazoa, Arthropoda, Insecta, Coleoptera, Silphidae. Bases 107 to 1372 code for a protein of 421 amino acids. The transcript has 6 exons. The record is from RefSeq and is a predicted model, not a curated record. Gene Ontology annotation, molecular function: protein binding.
UUCGAGCAUAGGCAACUUCAGUUCAUCAAUUUAUUUACUUUUCCCUUUUUUAUUAGUAAAUAUUGUACAUAAAUAUAGUGAAUUAGAUUUUUUGAAUGAGAGAAUAAUGAGUGUGAUUGACUGUAAAGAGUUGUUGGAUACAUUGAAUGAUGCUGAAACUUAUGUGGAAUCUCUACGGGCGUUGGGCAGGGAGCUGAAAUCUGCACAGGUGCAAAUAGUUAAGAGUUCAGAAGAUGCAAUCAAAGAAAUUGAAUACAAUUUCAAUAAUCUUCAGGUUAAAAUGCAGAAAGUUUUAGAAAAUAGGAAGAACCAUUUAAUAAAUGAAACAAUAAAAAUUCGGGCACAGAGUUUGGAGCCACUGAGGUGCUCUGACAUUGUUAUCUCUGAUAAAUUAAAGGAGACCACUAAUUUUAUUGAGUUGGGUAAGAAUGUGGACCAACUGAAUCUCGAUGAAUUUAGUAGAAAGUCUAGUUUACUUGGAAGUCUUCCUCAAGUGCCUGAAUUGAAAGAGGUUUCCUGCAUAACUUUUCAAUUUGAUGCUGGAGUUGAACAGGAGAUUAUUGAUAGUUGCUCAAGUUUAGGUUCAGUUACUCGAAUUGCUCCAGUCCAAAUCAAUUCUUUAAGUGAGAAACCUGGUGCUAUAUUGGUGGAGUGGGAGAUCUUGGAUUCUGACGAACCCUACAGUGAAAUACAAGAAUAUAAAUUACAGAAGGCUUUGGGGAAUGGACACAAAGAUAAUUCAAUUAUCUUUUAUGAUUGUUAUCAAGGUUCAGAACUGCAAUAUUUGGUACAAGAUUUGAAAGCAAAUCAGGAGUUUUCAUUUAGAAUCUGCUGCAAAUUUGAAGGGUGUUUACACUAUAGUCCAUGGUCUAUUGUGCAAGUGGGCAGUACUUGCAUUAAACCUUAUAGUUGGAAGGAAACUGCUAACUUUUGCUUAGCAAAUGAGGGUAAGAUUAGUGCUUCAGUGAGCAACGAAGAUUCGUUGAUUUUAUCGGAUGGAGCACAAUUUUGCUGUGGAAACUCGCUGGAUUUUACUAUGCUAAAUGUUGGUGAACAACUGAAGAAUAAUUUCAUUGGUGUUGCUUUCAUACAAGAUGGUUUAGAUUUGGAUAAGAGCAAGGAUGGAACUUUCCUUUUGGAAGCGACUGGCGAGAUUUACAUUGAUGGAUCUCUGAAGUCCACUAAGUUGCCUCCACUGUAUAAUGGUUGCAAGGUGACUUUUAUGUGCGUGCCGGUAAGCGACGAUAAAGUCAGAAUCAACAUAGACGUGUGCAAUAAGCGUGUUACCUAUGAUUGGUGCAUUGAAAAAUGCAGUGCCAUGCAUUUCUUAGCCAAAUUUUCUGCAGCGAAAUGGAAGGUUAUGGUUGAAUGAUAUAUAUGUGCAGUUAUAUAUUCCAUGCACAUCCACAAUUGGAAUCUCAAUUAAGUGUAAUAUUUUGUUCUGGGUCAUGGCUAGAGGCUCCAUUUAUUUAGUUGUAUUAAGCCAAAUAUUGUAGAGUUUGAUGUUUAAGUUUCUAUAGUAUAUUUAUUGAAAAUGGAACGUAUUAAGCUUUUUAUUCAUUUUAUA